This is a messenger RNA of Nematostella vectensis (starlet sea anemone), 4439 nucleotides long. Its product is annotated as rabankyrin-5. Lineage: Eukaryota; Metazoa; Cnidaria; Anthozoa; Actiniaria; Edwardsiidae. The record is from RefSeq and is a predicted model, not a curated record. Bases 91 to 4062 code for a protein of 1323 amino acids. The transcript is spliced from 25 exons. Gene Ontology annotation, molecular function: metal ion binding; protein binding.
UUUACAUUUUGCACACAUUGAAUGCCCCCUGCCGCGGUCAGCUAAAACUCCAACUCUCAGUGGACUGGUAACGAGUGGGAAAUAAACAAAAUGGCGGACGAAGGGCAAGUUGCCAAGCUAGAGCGGCACUUGGGUCUUCUGAGGGAGGAAUAUGUCAAGCUCCAAAACAAACUUGUGGAGAUGGAGCACAAGUACAGCAUUGCUAAGGCAUCAGCCGGCCAGGGGGAGGAGAACUCAUUUGUGAGCAGGCUUUUGAAAACUGUAGCUGAUCUAUAUGAUAAAGACCUUUACAGUGAUAUCACAGUGUCAUUUGGUGGGCAAAAGAUCAAAGCCCACAAGUUUGUUCUGGCUGCCAGGAGUGACCACUGGUGCAGUCGAGAUCUUAAUGAAGUCACUGAGUUGGAAUUGUCAGAUGUCAGUGUUGAUGUUGGCCUAACCCUGAUGAAGUGGGUCUACACAGACAAGGCCCAGAUUCCCAAAGAGGAAUCAUUUCUUAUCAAUUUGGUCCAUGCGUCUAAUAAAUAUCGGCUCAAGGAUCUUAGACUCAGGUGUGAGAAGAUUCUAAUGUCAUCUGUGACUGUCUCAAAUUGCAUCAAGUUCUACCAAACAGCAGAGGAUAUUGGUGCCAAGGAGCUACAAAAGUACUGUGCAGAGAUCAUAUCCAACCACUGGCAUGAUCUAAAGACAGAAGACUUUGUAGGCAUUAGUGCACCACUGUUGUAUGAGAUGUUUAAGUCCAAGUCAACAUACCCUCUUCACCUCACUAUACGACAUCACCGCGAAGAUGUGCUCUUCCUCUUUCUCAUUGAGUUCAAUUCACAGCUACCUGGAAAACUAAACGAAGUAGACCCCACCACAGGAGAGGUUCCCCUGCACAUCGCACUCUCAGAGAAACUAGACAGUAUUGCGCGCACACUGGUUGGUCAUGGCUGUGAUGUGGACAUGGUUGACAGUAGUGGUAACUGUCUACUUCACAAGGCUAUCAGUCAUGGUGAUGAAUUCUCCUCCACAUUCCUUAUCAAGAAUGGUGCACGAGUCAGUGCGGCCAACCAUGCAGAGAAAGUCACCCCGUUGCACCUCACAGCCUCUUACAGGCCAUGGAUGGCAGGCUCUGCUUCUAGUCCAGCGGGUGCCAAUCACAUGACGUCGGCAGAAGGCAUGGCACGUAUCGCAUCCUUACUGAUUGAUAAAGGCGCUAAUACUGACGCACAGGACUUGGCUGGCAGAACGCCGCUACAUCGAGCCAUAGAAGCGAAAAACGACAAAGUGAUGAACGUACUUCUCAACAGAUCCAAGUUGAACCUUGAGUUGCGUGACAACCAGGGCCGAGUCCCCCUCUGGCUGGCGCUGUCAUGUGACUCGUUUGAUUCAAUGGACGAGGAGAGCCUGGCUGCUAAGCUAGUCAAACACGGGGCAAGUGCAGACGCGGUCAAUACCGUCACAGGAGACUCGCUUCUGCACCUGGCGGCCGCCUCGGGGCAAGAGGAGGCGGGGCUCUUUCUCGCGGGCCACGGUGCCCAGCCUGACCACGUGAACAAAGCUGGCGAGACGCCGCUCCACGUUGCCGCCCGAAGGGGACUGGUACGACUUGUGGCUGAGCUCCUCAACAACGGAGCAAAUCCGAACGUACAAACGACAGAGACCGACGAGACGCGACUCAGAGCGCGCGAACGGGCCGUCCAGCGAGAAAACGCCAAAAAGAUAGCCAGAUCAAAAGCCAUCGAGAAAUUCAAAGACAUGCAAAGAGCAAACGCAGCCGAGCUAGCAAGACAACAUACCAAAGAGAAAGAAAAGAAAAACAAAAAGGAAACCUUGAAACAAAGCAAAAGCAAACAAGCGCCCGCAGUAAAUACUCCAGUGGUCAAGACCAAUCCCUUCGAGGAAGACCUGGGUAGCCCGUUUGACGAAUCUGCUGACCAAAGUUUAUCUUUCGGCUCAGACACAGGGAACCCGUUUAUGGAUGAUAUCAGGGCAGCAACUGGUGUGGCAGCCGGUGGCUUGAACCCUUUCGAAGAAGAUUUAGGAGCGCAGAGCGAAGAAAAGUCUGACGAGGAAUCUGAAAAAGAGACGCAACCCGAGCAAAACCUCCCCGACCCCACCGAGGAGGAAAUAAAAAAGCUUAUAGAAGACCAUCGUUUGUACGAGGACCCCUUUUCCAGGGGGGUGAUAAGAGAUUGCCAUGGCAGGACCCCCCUGCAUAUGGCGGUCACAGAGAAACACGAGGGUGUGGUCAACUGCUUCAUAGAACACCAGGGAAGUCUUGGUCGAGGUGGCCGUCUCAACAUUGUCCCUGACUUCAAUGUAUGCGACUCAGAAGAACAAUCGGCGCUAGAACUCGGCCUUUGGACCGCACAGUACGGAGUGGCCGCGCGCCUGCUGGAGGCUGGGGCGAGAAUUGAUGCCCAGACCUCUAGCGGUCUGACCCUUCUACACAAGGCUAUCAAGAGAGCAGAUAACAGCGCGGCGCUGUUCUUGUUGGAGCACGGAGCGAAUAUCAAUAGCAAUACCAACACCAACAUGUCAGCGCUGCAGCUGGCGAUCCAGUGCCGCUUGCAGCCCGUGGUGGACGCGCUCUGCAGUCUUAACACCGACUUGAACACGUGUGACGAGAAAGGCAACUGCCCCUUGUGGGUGGCCCUGAAAGAUGAUCAGCACGAUGUCGCCUCCACGCUGGUACUGCAUGGUUGUGACCCAGACGCGUGGAACAUGGGGCUUAAUGGUUGUACCCAGUCCUUGCUCCACCGUGCAAUCUCAGAAAGGAACGAGAAAGCGGCACAGUUUUUGAUCAGAAGUAACUGUGAUAUAAACAGCCCCCGACGGCCUGGUCCUGGCGGUGAAGGCGGUGUUGAGGCCUGGGACGGGUUGACCCCACUCCAUCUAGCAUGUUCUGCUGGACUAGACAUCGUGGUUCAGUGUCUCCUCGAACACAAAGUUAAUGUGAACAGCAAGGACUCUGAGGGUAGAGCACCCGUGCAUUUGGCGAUCACCACAAAGCACCCAAUAAUAACACGACUCCUAAUUAGCCACCCCGACCUCGAUCUGAUGGCGAGGGACCGGUCAGGGCACACGCCAUUUGCCGUGGCACUCACCACACGUGACCAUGAAGCCGCGGCUGCUAUUCUAUCACGUGCGCCAGGUGCCGCCGAGCAGUUCGACUCCAAAGGCCGCAACUUCUUGCACACCGCGAUUCUAGCGAAUGACGUCGAGACCGUUCUGUUCCUGAUUGGCGUCAGUGUCGACAUCAACUCGCGCAUACAGGACUCCACGCACAGGACACCGCUGCACCUUGCCGUGUCUGCCGGCGCCGAAAUCAUGGUCAGGCACCUUCUGCUGGCUGGCGCGCGUGUCAAUGAUGUGGACAAGCACCGCCAGACGGCUCUGCACAUGGCGGCGGCUCAUAACCACGCCGGUAUCAUCAGCGUGCUGGUGCGGGAGAACACUAAUGUGGAUAUGGUGGAUGAGAAAGGGAAUAACGCCUUGCAUGUGGCCGCCCAGUGUGGACACGUAGAGUCAGUCCGAGUGUUACUCACGGAGUCUUCCAUCAAUGCAGAGGCAAUCAAUACGAGUCGGGGUCAGAACCCUCUCCAUGUGCUGGCUCAGUACGCCAAGGAUAACGCCGUCGCGAUCUUCGAGAUCUUUCGCCAGUCAAUGCCGGAAUACCCCAUGAACGCGGUCGAUGCCGAAGGGAACACAGCCCUGUUUUUAGCGUACGUCAAUGGCGCUGCGCGCCUCUGCCGUGAGCUCCUCCGGGGAGGGAGUAGCUUAGCUACUGUCAAUAAAUACGGCUUGUCUAUAUUCAACGCUGAAGUACCCACGAAAAAGCUGCUUUAUACGCUCUUAGAUAUGUUAAACGCUGAGCCACCUUGGUCAGAUGGUGAUAGCUGUCAUGAAUGCGGAAUGAAGUUCUCAAUCAAAAAUAGAAAACAUCACUGUCGCCAUUGUGGCCGUUUGCUGUGUGCCAAGUGUUCCUGUAAGCAGAUUCCGAUUAUCAAGUAUGAACUGGCGAAACCCGUGCGUGUCUGUGACGUCUGCUUUGAGAUGCUUACAUCAGGUGCAUUCUAGCCAGCGUAAAGGUUGGCUUCAAGGUGUACAGCUACUAUGAUGGGAUUACAACGGGCGCCAAAAUAAGAACUCAUAUUUUCAUGUGGAAUUGAAUCCUAUUAUAUACGCUCCCUUUGAGACAUGAUGUCAAAAAGCUAGAAAGUGUGUAAUGAUUCCUACUUAGGAAUGUGACGUCAUCACAGAGACUGUAAACACUAAUACCCGAAGUGACGUCACUUCACAACAAAUGUACAUACUUCAACACAUCCGGGCUCGAGCACAAUCAGUUAUCAAUCAGCCGUCAAUGUGCAACAUGUCAGACUCAAAUUUCAUAUUCUAAACCAAAUUAACGUCACCGCAACCGCAAGGAUUCGUCCUAUUAAAAGAGAAGAAUACCA